CUAACUGUGGGCUGUGUGGAGCACAAGGAGAAGGAGGCAGAGCUGUCCCAGCCUGGGGCAAUUUCAAUGAAACUGCAGGAAGAUGGGGAGGGAAGAUAUUAAAUGUCCCACUGAAACACGCAGCAAAAUCCCUUGUUCCUAAUGGGAGAAGACAAACGAAUCCCUCAGCUGAACGGGCUGCGGGAGGAAGGCGAAGAGGUGCAGCAGUGGGUCCUCCAGGCCUACAGAAGGAGCCGACUCUGCAGCUAGCGGCUGCUCGGCGGCUUCCUUUCUCCGCUCGAGUUUGGGAGCGGGCUGGUCCGGCGCAGCGAGGCUGCGCUAAGUGUGAGCCGCCAGGAAGAGCAGGGGCCGGGGCAGCAGCGGCUCCAGCACCCGCACCCGCAGGCUCGGCUCGGCGCUGCGUGGGGCUCCCCAGACAUGUUCAACCAGCAGCAGUUCCAGCUGCUGCAGCUCCAGCACCUCCUCCAGCAACAGCAGCAGCACCCCUCGCAACAGGGAGGCCGGGGUUUGCCACCACAACAGCAACAGAUGCUGAAUUUACGGGCAACGAAUCAAGCAUCGCUCCUCAAUGCCAAUCCAAUGCUUCACCGAGCUCUGCUCAUGCAACAGAUGCAAGGAAACUUACGAGGAUUUAACAUGACAGCCCCAGCUCUGCAACAGUUUUUCCCUCAGGCUACAAGACAUUCCCUUUUGGGGCCACCACCUGUCGGGGUCUCAUUAAAGCCCGCACAGCUGGGCUUCCCAGGCCUUCCAUUCCAGCGGCAGAAUCGGAUGUUUCGUAAGGAUUACCAGAGGGGUCCUGACAAGAAGCGGGAACUGGACCAGGCAUCCUCAUCUCACGCACAAGGAGUUGAUGAGAAAAUUGAAAUCCCAGAAGGUACCCAGGCUGGGUCAGAACAGAACAAUUCCUCACCCACAGAACCAAAAAUGCCAGCAGAAUCCAUACUGGACACUGAGCCUGCAGCAAAGAGACUGAAGAGUAUGGAAGAAGUGCCCAUAGAGGAUGCUGCAGGCAGCCAGGAAGCAGAGGAGUCAAGCAUGGAAACCCAGGCAGAUGGACCAGACAGCAUGAGGGAGAAUACAACUGAAGAUGCCUCCAAGGAGAGAAGCUUCUCUGAGGAACUGAAAGCUCCAGAGGUGCUGAGUUCGGGGGGCUCGUUGAAAGUGACUAUCCAGCAGAGCAGUGAGAGCAGAGCUAUCAGCACCACAGCCCUGAAGCCAGGACAGUGGACCUGUGAGCUGGGCACGGCUGAUACCAGUCCUGAGUCUGUCCUUAAAUUCUUCUGUUACAUCUGCAAGACCAACUGCUGCAACCAGCAGAAUUUCCAAUCCCACAUGGCUGGAAUUCAGCACCAGCAGCGACUUGGGGAGAUUCAACACAUGAGUAAUGUCUGCUUUGUCUCACUGCUGCCCAUGGUGAAGGAGCAGACGUUGAUGGCUAAGAAAGAUGGAGAGACCCAGCAGCGAUGGUGUAACACCUGCCAGAUACACUUUACAGGGGAUCUAAUCAAACAUCGAAGGACUCAAGAACAUAAGCUGGCCAAACGCUCUCUCCGUCCCUUUUGCACUGUCUGCAGCCGCCACUUCAAGACCCCUCGCAAGUUUGUAGAGCACAUGAAGUCCCCUGAGCAUAAGCAGAAGGCUAAGGAGGUGAGGCUGGGCGAGAAGGAGCUAGGUGGGCCAGAAGACUCAGAGGAGCUAAUCACAGUUGAUGCUGUUGGCUGUUUUGAAGAUGACGAGGAGGAGGAGGACGAGGAGGAAGAAGGAAUUGGUGAAGAGGAAGGUUCUGAGGUGGUGCAGACAGAGAAUGAAGAUCCCAUCGCCACGCAGGUUGGGCUGAAGGAAAAGUCUCCGGUGGACUGUGAAGGAAAUGAGACAUACUGUCCAGAUACCCCCUAUGGCCUGGAUUUUCUGGUCCCCGUCGCAGGUUACCUCUGCAGGCUGUGUCACAAAUUCUACCAUAGUGACUCCGCUGCCCGGGUCACACACUGCAAGUCCCUGAUGCAUUUUGAGAACUUUCAGAGAUACAAGGCAGCAAGGCACCAUGCUACAGCAGCACACUUGGAGGCCUCUUUAUGCUCCCGUGGCUUGGGCUUCCAGUCAUCGGAUGAGCAGCUGCAGCCACCUGCUAAAACAGAGGAUGAAGCUGAGACAAUGAAUACCCAUCAUGGCAUGGGAGAGGAAGAUACAGAAUUAUUGGCAUUAAAAGAACAAACCUCUAGGUCUCUAGAGAAUAAGAGUGAGCUGGGCCCCUCUGUGAGAAGGGGUGAAAGCCCAACCAGUGAGACUGAUAUAUGUGGAGCCCUGGUCAUAGAGGAGGAAGGAAGUCAGGAUGAGGGUAGCAAGUCCCCCACCACUAGUGAAGACUGCCUGCUCCUAGAUGAAGACAGUGCCACAGUGGAGUUGCUGGGACACAGUAUGUGUAAGGAAGAGGAAAGUGAUGAAACCAGACAAAGGGAUGGUACAGACAGACCCCAGUACCCAGUGAGCGAAGGGGAUUCUGAACAGGAGGCAGCAAGCAUCAGAGAGAAAGAGGCAGACACCUGCUCUCCAGCCAAAGGAGAAGCAGCCAAUCUAACCCCAGCAGGGCGUAGACGCUCUGGCAGACGCAAACCCAGAUAGAACAGCUUUAAAGGGAGAGCCCGUUGCAUACAAUAUUUGCUGGAAAUGUUUAUUUUCGGAUUCUUUUAAUAGAGCAAAAACCUUCCACUUUACUGCUGUUUUUAUUUUAAAAAUAAAGCCUGGCUUUAGCGUGUU
Molecule: messenger RNA, 2757 nt
Organism: Mauremys mutica (yellowpond turtle)
Lineage: Eukaryota; Metazoa; Chordata; Testudines; Geoemydidae
Gene: CIZ1
Product: CDKN1A interacting zinc finger protein 1
Exons: 16
Coding region: 418-2622 (734 amino acids)
Cellular component (GO): nucleus
Molecular function (GO): nucleic acid binding; zinc ion binding
Source: RefSeq, a predicted model, not a curated record